Messenger RNA from Protomyces lactucae-debilis, 1197 nucleotides. Its product is annotated as cyclin-like protein. Gene Ontology annotation, biological process: regulation of cyclin-dependent protein serine/threonine kinase activity; mitotic cell cycle phase transition. Gene Ontology annotation, cellular component: nucleus; centrosome; cytoplasm. Gene Ontology annotation, molecular function: cyclin-dependent protein serine/threonine kinase regulator activity. The record is from RefSeq and is a predicted model, not a curated record. NCBI's taxonomy places the organism in Eukaryota, Fungi, Ascomycota, Taphrinomycetes, Taphrinales, Protomycetaceae. The coding region runs from base 1 to 1197 and encodes 398 amino acids. The transcript is spliced from 2 exons.
AUGGGCGUCAAGUUCCAGCAAGAGUACAAGGAAGACAUCGUCUCCUAUAUGCUUGAGCUUCAGAACACAAGCAUGUCAGAUCCAAACUUGAUGGACAUGCAACCAGAGCUUGAAUGGGCAAUGCGGCCCUUCCUCCUCGACUUUCUGCUGGAGAUGCACGCCGGUUUUGGCUUGCACCCAACCACUUUGCACCUCGCAGUCAACAUCAUUGACCGGUACACCUCCAACCGUGUUGUCUUCAAGCGUCAUUACCAGCUCCUGGGCUGUACCGCGCUCUGGAUUGCUGCCAAGUAUGAGGAAGCCAAGGACAAGGUGCCUACCUUGUUGGAGCUCAAGGCCAUGUGCUGCGACUCAUACAAUGAGAAGCUCUUCCUGCAGAUGGAGUUUCACGUCUUGCGUACUCUUGACUGGAAGGUUGGCACUGCCACCACAGACCAGUUCUUGCAGGUUGUCUUGACAGCGCCGCAACAGGAUGACACUGCACGCACUCUUCACCUAGCUCGCAUGCUCUCUGAAAUUACCUUGUUUCACCGCGAGUUCCUUUGCUUCCGCCCUGAUGCCAUUGCUCAAGGAGCACUUUGCUUUGCGCGUCAAGUCUUGGACCAAGCCUUCCCUCACUACCCGGCCUACCCAUCUGGCACAGAACGCGUCGUUGACGAGCUCAUGCGCAAAGCGCGACACCUCUCCACCAUUCUCGCCAACAAGUACGAGUCUGAGCGAUACGAACACGUCACCUUUCGUCUCAAGCAUUUUUUAGAGCCACCGCGACGCGUCCGCGUUGCUCAGAACCAGCUACAACACUUGUACCUACAGCAGCAACAAGCGUUGUACGGCGACAUGUGCGAGCACGAUCCAGCGCAGGACAACGCAGACCCUACGAACGUCCCUUCGUCGUCACCACGGAUGCAAGCCGCUGGCGUUGCUCGGGCGCGACAGCAGCCACCGUCCAAAUUGAUGGUGACGCCCAUUCGUGCGGGUCAUGUGUACGCGCAUGGUAUGAUUACACCACCAGCGGACGAUGACGUGCGUGCAAAGCAACAGCAACAGCAACAAGCUUUGUUGGAGGAAGAGGAAGACACGUACGCAACAAGCGAACCGACCUUGUCACCCGUCUCGAGUGCCUGCAGCAUCUUGGACUCGUACCAUCAGCCAUCGCAGGAUAUCCCUCGCUACCGACAAGUCUCAUUGUCUCAGUAG